Messenger RNA from Alosa alosa (allis shad), 1494 nucleotides. It is a transcript of the gene get1, whose product is annotated as guided entry of tail-anchored proteins factor 1. Lineage: Eukaryota; Metazoa; Chordata; Actinopteri; Clupeiformes; Clupeidae. Bases 438 to 863 code for a protein of 141 amino acids. The transcript is spliced from 5 exons. Gene Ontology annotation, biological process: tail-anchored membrane protein insertion into ER membrane. The record is from RefSeq and is a predicted model, not a curated record.
GCCUAUUCGUGUUGCACCGACACAAAAGCAAAUGGCAACCCAUGACUGCAUUUCUUUUCAGCGUACACUCCUAUAGGCUCGAAGGUGUGGUCCUCAAGUUGUUUGUUCAAAAAGCGUCGACUCCUACUGAAGAGUCUAUAGAAAGGACCCUAUGGAAGAUGCGUUUCGAUUUAAAUUUUCUCGAGUCGUUUCAUUGGAUACACGGUUGUGUCCGCAAUAUUGGCGUGAGGCAGAGAGCUAUCACAAAACCCUCUUUCCCACAUGAACACAAUCGAAGUAAAAAAUGUACACUUUAACCCUCGGAGAUAUCCACCAUGUUUAGACAAAUAGUUUGAAGAGAAGAACCGUUUGCAUGUGAUUAUGUGCUGUUUGUGUACGAUUGCGUGCCCAUACACCUAAAAUCAAGACCACAUUUUCGAUGUUUUUAAAAAAGAAUAAUGCUAUCGAAGGUGCUGCAGAAGGAUGCCGAACAGGAGAUGGAGAUGCGCACCCAGAUCCAGGAAAUGAAGAAGGAGCUCUCGUCCAUCAGCAUGAUGGAUGAGUUUGCCAGGUAUGCGCGUCUAGAGCGCAAGAUCAACAAGAUGACAAACAUGUUGAAGACCCAUGUGAAGUCAAGAACUGCACAUCAAGCCAAAAUGAAGUGGAUUGUGAACAUAGUCUUCUACAUACUUCAGGCUGUGCUCAUGAUCUCACUCAUCUGGAAGUAUUACGCCGACCCGGUUACCGUGGUGCCCAGUAAGUGGAUCGCCCCACUGGAGCGGCUGGUGGCGUUCCCUACAGGAGUGGCAGGUGGUGUCGGGAUUACCUGCUGGUUAGUGGUGUGCAACAAGGUGGUUGCUAUUGGACUGCAUGCUGUAAGCUAAGCAUGCUCAGUUCAUCCUAUGUUUACGCCCCAAAGCUUCGGAAACCACAAAGCAGCAGUGUUUUUUAUUUAAAAGCGUUUGCGAUCUUCAUGCAGUCUGUUAAUUUGUUCCAUUAUAUAGUGUGAAUAAAACACAGUUCUGUUGUUUCAGGGUUUUAAUGUUUUAAUGGCUUUCUUCAAGGAGAUCUAGCAAGGUCAAAAACGUAAUAUUGGCUUUGAAUGUUACUUUGCGUUGCUGCUACUUGCAGCUAUUGGAGGUAAAGUUCCAACAAAAUAGAGUUGAGAAAUGUCAUAUCCACAUCUCACAUUGUGUGAAAUGAACUGAUGGAUUUCAAAGAUCAAUUCAGUUAAUUAACUGAAGAUCAAGAUCAUGUACAACUGUUUUGUUUACUACAAGGAAUAAUUUUAAGUCUUGUGAAUGUAUGUGAUGUAGGUGGCGGUGUUAUAUUUUACUUGUGUCAUUGUCAGUAUUUUUUUGUUUUUAUUUAUUUGGGAACAAAACACUGUGAUGUUUUAAGUGCUACAGUGGUUAUGUGGGUCUUUUCGAUGACCAAAAAAUGUUGAUUGAGAGGAGUUCUGAAGAUUGAUUAGACACUUUAAAGAUGAAUUCAAUAAACAUUUUGUCAAAUUGC